GACCGUGGAUCUAAGACCGUGGAUCCAAGCCAACGGGAAAGGAGGAAAGAAGGCAAUGCUGGGGCCUGACACGCUGUUCCAGCGCUUUGGAGUUAUACCCGUUCUCUGACUGUUCUGUGCGGAGUAUCUGCCGGGCUAUUUAUUAAAGAUAUCGUAUUCUCCCUGGGUCACUUGCCUAGCAUUAUUCAUUCGGACUUUUCCUUGUUUUAAUCACAUAUACAACAACUAUCUCGAUCUUUUAAAACAUUGUCUACACCCACCUAGGUAGUUAUAUUGCUCAGAGUCGGUAUCAUGACGACUCGGACCGAAGAGGAAGAAAUCCUCAGGCAAGGUUGCCAUGCCCUGGUCGAAGGGUUCGGUACCUCAUACGGAUACAAGCCCUCGCUGGGCGCAGGCAUCGCCUUCUGCGUGCUAUUCGGUCUAUCAAUGAUCCUCCAUACAGUACAGCUUGUAUGGAAAAGAUAUUGGUGGUGUGUAGUAUUCACUCUGGGGUGUUUGUGCGAACUUCUCGGCUGGGCUGCUCGAACCUGGGCAGCCGAAUGUCCGUACAAUCCGAAUGCGUUCAUGAUGCAGAUUGCCAUUCUGAUUAUUGCCCCCACCUUCUUUACUGCGGGCGUGUACGUGCUGCUCGGCCGAUUUAUCCAAAUCUUGGGCUCGCAAUCGUCCGUGCUGAGCCCCAAGCUCUACCUCUGGAUCUUCUGCACAUGCGACAUCCUCUCGCUCGUCAUCCAGGCCGUGGGCGGCGGCAUGGCCGCGUCGGCAUACGACACGCUCGACGGCAACACCGCCCCGGGCACCCACAUCAUGGUCGCCGGUAUCGUCUUCCAGAUGGCCUCCAUCACCGUCUUCGUCGCUCUGGCGGCUGACUUUGUCCGCCGGACCCUGCGCCACAGACUCAUCCAGUCGGCCGACGGCUCCUUUGUGCCCCUCCUCGUCGCUAUGGGCUUCUCUGUCGUCUGCAUCUAUAUCCGAAGCAUCUACCGUACCAUCGAGCUCUCCCAGGGCUGGACCGGUUAUCUCAUCACCCACCAGGUCUACUUUGUCGUCCUUGACGGCGUCAUGAUGGUCCUGGCAGUCGUGGUCUUCAACUUCGUCCACCCGGGGUGGUUCAUGCCGAAUGCUAAACGCGUGUACCAAGUGGAGAUGGAACACGCAUAAGAUUAUUUUUUUCUAUUUCAAAUUCCUACUAUUGAUGCAUAUGAUAUACCCGCAAUUUACCUCAACUAUUAGUUUUUUUUAUAGAAAACAAAUUAAACAGACAUGAGAAAAGGAGUACAAGAGUUGCUAUUCAGACGACACUGAAAAAAAAAAUAGUUGCACCUCCAAUUUUAUCCCCACACUCCGAAUAGAAUACAA
This is a messenger RNA of Penicilliopsis zonata CBS 506.65, 1356 nucleotides long. RefSeq lists its product as hypothetical. The transcript has 3 exons. The record is from RefSeq and is a predicted model, not a curated record. The coding region runs from base 292 to 1158 and encodes 288 amino acids. Gene Ontology annotation, cellular component: fungal-type vacuole; plasma membrane. Lineage: Eukaryota; Fungi; Ascomycota; Eurotiomycetes; Eurotiales; Aspergillaceae.